AUGAGGAAAUCCAUGAAGCUUUCAUCUUUUUUCAGAACCAAGCGAGCUCCAAAACUCCUUCAUCCAUGUCAGUUCUUGCCCUAUUGCGGACAGCCAAACACCCUCUCUUUUCGAAAGCCUAAUCAUUUAUUAGGUGAUGAUAGCCAAAUUCAAGCAACCUCAUUAUCAGUUGAGUCAUCAGACCUUCUUGACUAUUGCAACAACAACGGCGAGUACUCGUUGGAGAAGUUAGUUCGCGACGUCGUCCGGUCAUCGGAGAAGCUGUUUUUCGAGCCUAACGGCGGCAACAAGAGCCCACUGUUAGUGGUAGCUGAGCCGGCGACGGAUGAAGGAGUUGCCUCAGUGACUGAUGAUGAAGGUUCGAAAUUACAAUCUGAGAUAGAGAUAAGAAAACUGAAAGGAAAAGAGAAGGUUGAUGAAGAUGAAGAUGAUGAUGGUGAAAGUGAGGUUGGUUUCUGUGAUAGUGUGUUUAUGGCGUUGGAAUCAAAUGAUCCUUACGAGGACUUUAAGAAAUCAAUGCAAGAAAUGGUGGAGUUUCAUGAAGUGAAGGACUGGGAGAAAUUGGAGGAGUUAUUAACUUGUUACUUGGUUGUUAAUCACAAGAAAAAUCAUGAGUUUAUAUUUAGGGCUUUUUUGGAUCUAUUUUCCAUCGAAAAUUAG
Neltuma alba is the source of this 660-nucleotide messenger RNA. RefSeq names its product transcription repressor OFP13-like. The transcript has a single exon. Bases 1 to 660 code for a protein of 219 amino acids. NCBI's taxonomy places the organism in Eukaryota, Viridiplantae, Streptophyta, Magnoliopsida, Fabales, Fabaceae. The record is from RefSeq and is a predicted model, not a curated record. Gene Ontology annotation, biological process: negative regulation of DNA-templated transcription.